Messenger RNA from Ostertagia ostertagi, 426 nucleotides. The record is from the annotation of a GenBank genome assembly. Lineage: Eukaryota; Metazoa; Nematoda; Chromadorea; Rhabditida; Trichostrongylidae.
AUGAUGCCUUUUACAGUGCUAUCGGUGUGUCAUGGAGUGCACUAUUCGCGGAUUCUACCCGAGAACCAAGGAUGCGGGUUUCGGCGAAUGAAAUACAGCCAGAUUAGCAUUCUUGCUUCGGUUAACAUCAUUGCCAUUACGGAAAAGCUGAGCCACAGCCUCGAGAUUUUCUGGGCUUUCCAACUAAUAACCGUUGUCGUCGCAUUCGUUGCUCUUUUCUGUUUUAUGGUUGCGGGGUCGCUCAGACCAAGUCUUCCCUAUAGCGUUGAGAAAGAAAGUCUGCUUGUGGACGGUGAAAAUGUUGAGGUCGCAGGACAAUCUGCUCCGAAAGGAAAGGAGGUUGGAUCGAUGUCGGUCGCAAUGAAGGAGAUUUUCUUUGAAAGAGAUUUCAUUGCCAUUAUCGCAACAAAUUUCAUUCAUACUGCU